CCGCUUUCGCUUCGUUUUCCCAGCUUCUCGGUCGAUUUUCCUGCUUUUGCAUACGUUUGUCGCUGGUAACAUUGUCGACAGCCGAGCCAUGGCAUUUUCUAUUUUCCUCUUUCUCUUCUUCCCUUUCUCAUCUGCCUAUACUAUAGUGUGUUUUGAUUUCGGUUGUUACUGUUUAUGCCAGUAAACCUCUGGUGUAAGGUGUUUGGCGCAAGGAACCACAGGCGGGGUUUCUCCAUAUAAACCUGCGGCAUGGAAUGAAGACAAAUACGGGCGAGUCAAGCAAUGGUCAAGGGAGCCAGCAUCCUUCUACUUUUGCUUGCGGAAAUACUCUUGCAUAUGUUCCAGUUAUUUUGCCCGGCAGCUAUUCUUUUCUCUUCUUCUCAUCUAAACUCGUUCCCCCUCUUCUAACGCAUGCUUGUUGCGACCCGAGUCAUCUUCUCCUUCCUAUUUGUAUUGUAUUUAAUCUUUUCACACUAGCAGAUGAGCCCCUUGGUCGGGGAUCAGGAAGACCUGAAUCAGCCAUAACUUUUCCUUUUCUUCUUCUUACUGCUUUCAUUUUUACACACAUUCGGAUAUUCGACUGUACGCAAGACUGUCGACGUAUGACUGGCACUAUUGUUGGAACACAUCUCCCGUUAUGGUAAGGAUAUUGGUCUAAGGAAGUCAUAUAUUCUCAUGGUAUUUGUUAGAGCAAAAGUAAAUAGGUAGCCAAGUAGGUAGAAUCAGGCGCAAUCUGAAUCAAUCUUCAUCUAUCUCAAGCAAGC
Molecule: messenger RNA, 764 nt
Organism: Aspergillus welwitschiae
Lineage: Eukaryota; Fungi; Ascomycota; Eurotiomycetes; Eurotiales; Aspergillaceae
Exons: 1
Coding region: 255-644 (129 amino acids)
Source: RefSeq, a predicted model, not a curated record